AUGAGAGGCGUGCCACAGACCCACCUUCUGGCCUUCUCCCUCCUCUGCCUCCUCUCAAAGGUGUGUGCCCAGCUGUGCCCGACGCCGUGUGCCUGCCGCUGGCCACCACCCCGAUGCCCACUGGGGGUGCCCCUGGUGCUGGACGGCUGCAGCUGCUGUCAGGUGUGCGCACGGCGGCUGGGGGAGCCUUGCGACCAUCUCCACGUCUGCGACCCCAGCCAGGGCCUGGUCUGCCAGCCCAGGGCGGGCCCUGGUGGCCGUGGGGCCGUGUGCCUCUGGGGAGAGGAUGAUGGGAGCUGCGAGGUGAAUGGCCGCCUGUACCGGGAUGGGGAGACCUUCCAACCCCACUGCAGGAUUCUCUGCCACUGUCAGGACGGCGGCUUCACCUGUGUGCCCCUGUGCACUGAGGACGUCCGGCUGCCCAGCUGGGACUGCCCGCACCCCAGGAGGGUUGAGGUCCCUGGCAAGUGCUGCCCUGAGUGGCUGUGCGACCAGCGAGGGGAGCUGGGGGUCCAGCCCCUCCCAGCCCAAGGACCCCAGUUUUCUCGCCUUGUCGCUCCCCCACCCCCUGGUGCCCCCUGCCCAGAGUGGAGCACGGCCUGGGGCCCCUGCUCAACCACCUGUGGGCUGGGCGUGGCCACUCGGGUGUCCAACCAGAACCGCCUCUGCCGACUGGAGACCCAGCGCCGCCUGUGCCUGCCCAGGCCCUGUCCACCUGCCAGGGGCCGUGGCCCGUGGAACAGUGCCUUUUAG
Molecule: messenger RNA, 753 nt
Organism: Callorhinus ursinus (northern fur seal)
Lineage: Eukaryota; Metazoa; Chordata; Mammalia; Carnivora; Otariidae
Gene: CCN5
Product: cellular communication network factor 5
Biological process (GO): positive regulation of cell differentiation; cell adhesion; signal transduction
Cellular component (GO): extracellular matrix; extracellular region
Molecular function (GO): heparin binding; integrin binding
Source: RefSeq, a predicted model, not a curated record